AUGAAGUUCGGAAGAAACCUACCACGAAACCAGGUCCCCGAGUGGGCGGCCUCGUACAUCAACUACAAGGGCCUUAAGAAGCUUGUGAAAGCGGCAGCAGAGAAAGCAAAGAAUGGAGACAAGGUGGAUCCUGCAGAAUUCUUUUUCGCUCUUGAUCGAAACCUCGAAGAUGUCGACUUUUUCUACAACAAGAAACUCGCAGAGUUCUGCCGCCGGCUGAACCUCCUCCAGAACCGAUAUGGACGAACCUCCGAUGUUGUAGCUACCCUGGACCAGGACGAAGUUGAGGAAGUCAUGGGUGCUCUUCUUGAGCUGAGAAGUCAGUUUCGAAAUCUGCAAUGGUUUGGUGAGAUUAACCGUAGGGGUUUUGUAAAAAUCACCAAGAAACUUGACAAGAAGGUCCCGGACCUUGUGACUCAACGCCCUUAUAUCACAACAAAGGUCGAUGUGAAGCCUUUCGCAAAGGAAGCCAACACCGCGAGACUUCUCAAUGAUAUCAACAAGUGGAUGUCUGUGCUUGCAGAGGCCCAGACCUUCAAUGAUACAAUGUCCGAGCAUUCGACCCGUUCGCUCGGGCGGGCUUCAGCCAAGGGUAUGCUGAGUUUACCCCAAGCUCAACUUGAUGCCCUCGACCAAGCCGUACGAAAUGACGAUGUUUCUUCUCUUGAAACUGGCCUCAAAGAGAGCAACGCUGCCGAAGAUGGUGCUCAACCGCUUCUGUUGGGUCUUUUACAGCGAUCCAUCUCCUCCCGCUCGAAAGAAUGUAUCACUUUCCUCCUCGCUAAUCUGAAGAGUCUUGACGAACCAGAUGACAUCAACAGCCGCAACUGUAUCCAUCGUUUAGUCAUUCACAUUGGUCGUACAAAAUCCGGCAAUGCAGAGAAAGAUCCCAAAUCCCACCCUGUGCCCGCGGGCUCACAAUUCAGCAACAAGCAUCUGCAACCUGGUGUAACAACCUCCACAGCCGUGAAAUCAUUGAAUCAGAACGAGGUCCUACUCCUGGAUAAAGACGACGAGGCCGUUCAACUCUUCAUCUUCUUACUGGAGCAGCUCCGUCCGGAGCAAAGGGUCGCACUUAAGAGCCGCGAUUCCUUUGGGCGCAUGCCGCUCCACUAUGCAGCCCAGUUUGGAAUUGUAGUUGUGUGCCAAAUUAUCAUGUUCAAGAUGCAGGAGUGGAACCAAUUCCACGUCAAGGAUGGACUUGAUACACCUGAGUGGCAGGACAACGACGGUUAUGCGCCUCUCCAUCUCAGUGUCGUGGGAGGCCAUCCCCUUACAACCAAAGCUCUCUUGAAGGGCGAGAACUGGGAGGGAAGCAGCAAAUACAAGGCCGACAUCCGGAAGUCCAUCGCCAAAUCGGGGGCUGUACUGGCCAUUGCUACAAAGUCUAACUACAGUACCAUUGUGCAGCUUCUCAUAGAUGCUGGUGUUGAUAUCAACUGGAAAGAUAAAACCGACGAGACUGCUCUUCACGUUGCAGCUAGAUUCGGACAUGAAGAAUGUGCUCGAAUCAUAUUGAAGGGAACCCAGGACCAAAAGGCAGACCUUCAGGCCACGGAGAGUACCUACUCAUGGACCCCUCUCCACGUUGCCGCUGUCGAUGGCAGGUACAACGUAGCCGAGCUUUUGGUUGAAGCUGGAGCGGAUGCCACUCUUCUGGACUCGUCUGGCUGGACAGCGAGAGAGCAUGCUGCGUUGAGGGGUCAUAUGGACAUUGCAAGGUUGCUCGAAACUGACGCAGCUGAAGUUGAAUCUCCUCCUACCAGACCCGUCGACACGUUGCAGCCAACCCCCUCGGAUGUGUCAUCCAUUGACGAGCGUCGCUCAAACGGCAACGGAACAACCAGCGUGCCUCGUGCCCCCGACGCCAUCAAGAGUUUUGGUCAUCGGUACCUGACUAAUGAGAGUCUUGUUCUUGUGAGUCUUGGUUCGAUGGACAUGCGAAAGAAUGUUGAGCCAGUCAGUUUGGACCGUGUUCCACUUACUGAAGCUCACAACACACAACUUGACACCGCCCUAUCAAUCGUUGUAUCUGCUACGGGCGCCCAGGGUGAACCCACUAUUAUCGACCUCCCGGUCCAUGAUAGCAUCGCUACUGAGCCUAUUGUUUUUACGACAACGGAUGCGGCCAAGGUUAAGCUUCUCUUCGAUAUUGUUCCAACGUACUCGGGCAAUGACAAGAACAAGGUUGGACGUGCAGUAGCACUACUGUCGUCCGUGAAGCCAACGCUAGGUUCUCGCCGCGUGAAUCUUCAGGGAGACGUCUGUGUUCCCAUCAUGUCAAGUAGCUUUGAUGUCAUUGGCACUGUCAACUUCAACUUCCUGGUCAUUACCCCUUUCCAUCAUCCCAAAAUGGAAAUCAACUCGCGGCAGACAUACUGGAAGAAACUAGAGUCGACGAUGCUGAUCGGCCAUCGAGGACUCGGUAAAAACUUGACAAGCAACAAGUCUCUCCAGCUUGGAGAGAACACUUUGCCAUCGUUCAUCGCAGCGGCAAACUUGGGAGCUCACUAUGUCGAGUUUGAUGUUCAGUUGACCAAGGAUCAUGUUCCAGUCAUUUACCACGACUUCCUUGUCAGUGAAACAGGCAUCGAUGCUCCUGUCCACACUUUGACACUAGAGCAAUUCCUGCACAUCAACUCCGACAAGAAUCGAGAAACUAAGCAGCAAACUAAGAAGAAGCCUAUGCCCACAGGCGAUUCGGGUGAUUUCCGAGCCCGCAGCAACAGUCUGGCACCGAAGCGCUCGCAAUCUAUGGGAUUUGCUGGUAGCGGUCUUGAUGACUUGGACGAGCGCAUGAAGCACACAAAGGACUUCAAAGAUAAGGGCUUCAAGGGUAACACGAGAGGAAACUUUAUCCAGGCUCCCUUUGCCACCCUGGAAGACCUCUUCCGGGAGCUUCCUGAGCAUGUGGGCUUCAACAUCGAGAUGAAGUACCCUAUGCUGCACGAGAGUGAAGAGCACGAGAUGGAUACAUAUGCAGUUGAGCUAAACUCGUUCUGCGAUACAGUCCUUUCCAAGGUCUAUGACCUUGCUGGAGAGCGUCACAUCAUCUUCAGCUCUUUCAACCCCGACAUCUGCCUUUGCCUAAGCUACAAGCAGCCUUCCAUCCCAAUUCUCUUCCUGACAGACGCAGGCUGUUGCGAUGUAUGCGAUGUUCGGGCAUCGUCCCUUCAGGAGGCCAUUCGAUUCGCGAGUCGCUGGAACUUGUUGGGCAUCGUGGCUGCUGCAGAGCCUUUUAUCAACAGCCCUCGUUUGAUCAAGAUCGUGAAGGAGAACGGUAUUGUAUGCUUCAGCUAUGGCGUCCUAAACAACGAUCCUAUUAUGGUUCAGCGUCAGGUAAAGCAAGGCAUCGAUGCUGUCAUCGUUGACAGCGUCCUUGCCAUCAGAAAGGGUCUGACGAACGGGGCAACACCUGCUGAGCUCAUCAACGGCCAUGCUGAAACAAAUGGCACUCUCAAGCCAACUGACGAGCUCAAAGAGAAAUUGGAGGAGUUGACAGUCAAUGGAGGGGGGCCUUGA
Messenger RNA from Fusarium sp. VM40, 3522 nucleotides. The record is from the annotation of a GenBank genome assembly. Lineage: Eukaryota; Fungi; Ascomycota; Sordariomycetes; Hypocreales; Nectriaceae.